AUGCCUUCAAGAAAGAAGACAAAGAAGCUGCUCUCGCAGCUCUUGGAGGCCCAGGACUUUGACCUUGUCGUCACCAGAUUCGUGUGGAUGGAAGCAAAAUACCUCCUCCGUAUUGGCAGACGAUGCGCCAUGGUCAAGAUCCAAACAGAUCCCUAUUUCAUCUGCUCCAGGACUGUGGACCGAGAAAUUAUCCCAAACUUCAUCAUAUCUCAACUCGAGGCUCAAAAGCUUGCUAAUCCAGAUGCUCGUCAGAUCCCGUUUACCCCGAUACUGAACUUCAUUGCCGUCAGGUCUCCAGACGACGGCCCGGCUUUUCCAACUUCGUUCCAGUGGCAGUCCCGAGAAACCCACAAGACACACUUCAUAUUUGCCUAUAUCGACUGCAGAAUGCCCUCUCGGAGCUACUCUGUUCAAGAGUUGCUGAGCUUGCGCGGUCGCGACGUUGCGUCGGACCUCAGGGCCCUAGCUGACCAGGACGAAGAGCUCGCCAAAAUUACUGCUCCUGCCAAUUCUCGAGCGCUGCGAAAUCCUUCUGAGGCUUCUGCCCCGAAAGCCCCUGAGCUACUGCCGACAAUGGAGGACCAGAAGGAAACCUCGGCCUCCGACUCCGAGGAAUUGCUGUACAAGGGCUACGCAUCCAAGCUGGCCGCUUCCAAACCUGCUUCUCGCAUCGCCUCGAAGUUUCUGGCCAAGACUGGCACUCAGCCUCAUGUGGCCACCCCGGAUGAUCUUCUUCCUCAGGCCGAAUGGAUGUAUCGUGGCCGAAGCGGCUCAGAGAUCGCUGCUACAGAGCCCCUUUCGGCUCCCACUGGCCUGAACGCGCAACAGAGCGAGGGCUUUCAGCGGUUCUACAAGGCCGUCUCUUCUCCCACGCAUGUGAGAGUGACUGCGGGAGGCCGCAUUGUGCCGAACCAUCGCGGCCCUGGCUCGCCAACGUCGAAGCGGGCCAAGGACAAGGAACCAGAGGAUGAAGCUUCAGCCAACGAUGCUCCCCAGGAACAUCCCGGUAUCUCGGCUGAGCAAGGCCGCUCGGUGUCUAUGGUUGCCAUACCUUCUCACCUCUAUCCUCCUUACCACCAUCCGCACUUCGGCCCCCUCAAUCCGCCCAUGCCCAUGAUGCCCAUGCCGAUGGGCGUGAGCAUGCCGCCCGGCUUUCCAUUCGCUGCCCACGCACCUGCGGAGAACACUGGCGCGGCUUCGUCUGCGAGCAUGUCGAAAGAGCCGCAGAACAAGGAGAAUGAUCCCGGUCAAGCCCCCGCCUUGUCGGAUGCUGAUCAGGGAGACAGCAAGAUCAAGAUCUCGCCUCCUGAGCAAUUCGAUCACUCUAAGCCCUUUCUCUACAACGGCCAGCUAAUGUACCCUAUGCCACCGUCUUUUGCUCCGCCAAUGGGUAUGCCCCCCAUGAUUCCUCAACCGUACAUCGGAAGCCCGCGGGUUCCCGUCUUUCCUGGUCCAGUCCUAGGUCCGGUCCCUCCAGCGGCAAGUGCUGUUGCUCCCCCUCCAGGCUUUGGUCGUCCUCACGGCAUGCUGCCACAGUUCCCCGGUAUGAGCCCGGGCUUUCCGGGACCUGUCCACCAGAUGCAGCCGCCGCAUGCUCCUCCCAUUUCAUCGAUCCGUCCCAGCGACAUUACCUCGAAACAGAUCGAGUCCCUUCGCCAGGCACUCAAAUAUCACGAGGACCAGCUUCAGUACAACAAGCAUCAGAUCGACGAGAAGGAGAUGGACAAGACCAUCCAGAUGCUCAAGUCGCAGAUCGAGCAUUUCCAAACCUUACACCGCAACCAGUUGGUGUACGAAGACAAGUACUAUCCUAAGCGGGAGAAGACGCGCGAGGAGAUGAGCAAGUCUGCCACUCCCACCGCGCCGGCCUUCAUAUCUUCUCAACCCGGCUCAACCGAGCCAAAGCUAGGCAAGAAAGGAAGCAGGGAGUCUCUUCGCCCAGCUGAGGGAAUUAACUCCAGCCGCAGCAAUGAGGCGGCGCUGCAUUUCAGCGAUCGCGGAACUUCAUCUCAAUCUGGAGGUAGUCAGGGUUCGAAGGCUAUUUCCUACGACGCCGCCCUGGCUGCGCCUUUCAGGCCUCGACACACUAUCAUCGAGAAUCACGGCGCCGGAAAGAAGGAUGAGGCCAUGGAGAAGCGGCCCAUCGCUAGUGGUGAGCAGGGAUACAAGUCGUCUUCUACCGCGUCGACAGACGGCUGCCCGCAAAUUUCCUCCAGCGACAUGGCUCUUCGCAACCUGAAAGUUGACGGGGACACUAUUGCUGGCAUACCGUACCUGAUUGGAGUUCUCCCCUCUGGGGAGGACCUAUCUACUACUCAUGGCCAGGACUACAUAUACAAGCGGGAACUGACUCAAGAUGAGGAGCGUUCUCGCUUUCUGUACUGGGCGAACGCCCCUGCCUCGAUUCGGCUGGGCCUUCCAAAGUUUGAUGGCAAAGAUUUCUAUCCUCUCUCACCCAACCCGACCUCGUCUGGUCGAAGCUCUUCACAGUCCAUGCAUGGCCGCGGCAGUCAUUGCAACAACACCAGAGUGAAUGACCCUUUCCGCCCGUUGACUCCUACUCCAACUAGCCAUGCUACUGGCUCCACGGCGGCCUUGAGCAAGGAGAACACACCUCCUCAUCCUGACGAUCAUCGAGUCGAUAGACGCACCAACCCCAUGAAUGUCAACCCUCGCAAACUUGGUGAGAAUACCGGUGCCAGGAUUCUUCACAAUGUACUAAAGCGUGGUGCCGCGGGCAGCAAUGAUGCCCUCCCCAGCACCCUGUCUUCUGCGACGGCCAAGGGAUUUCUGCCUCAGUAUGCGGGAGCUGGAAGCCUCCUCAGCCCGGCCUAUGCCACAUCUCGCCCGCAGCAGCAUGUUGAGAAUAGGGACGCGCUUUCGGAUGAGGAUGUCGUCCUGAACUUUAUUGAAGCGAGGGCUAAGAAGGAUCGUCGUCAAGUCAACGACAUCGGCCCUGGUUCACUGGAGCAGCAGUUCCGCAACCUUGCCAUCGGCGAUGCCAAGGACCGCUCAGGUCGUCCAGCCCAGUGGGAGGGAGCUUAA
Messenger RNA from Thyridium curvatum, 3045 nucleotides. RefSeq lists its product as uncharacterized. The transcript is spliced from 4 exons. The record is from RefSeq and is a predicted model, not a curated record. Lineage: Eukaryota; Fungi; Ascomycota; Sordariomycetes; Thyridiales; Thyridiaceae. Bases 1 to 3045 code for a protein of 1014 amino acids.